Molecule: messenger RNA, 6893 nt
Organism: Nezara viridula (southern green stink bug)
Lineage: Eukaryota; Metazoa; Arthropoda; Insecta; Hemiptera; Pentatomidae
Source: the annotation of a GenBank genome assembly
AAGAAGUUGAAUUAUUAAGGCAUUGGUCCUCGCAAUCGCAAAGGUCGUCUUAUUGGGUGUUUGGUAUUGUUCAUAGUUCUGAUUGUUGUUUCAUUGUUGGAUCUUGUUAUUAUUUUAAACUAUAGUUACUUUUUCAGUGUUUCAGAAAUAAUCUGGGAAUCUUUGAAGAUUGUAGCAUGAGUUAUUACAAAGGGGGUCGUGGAGGAGGAAGUGGUGGUUAUAGAGGUGGCAGUAGCUAUAGGGGAAGCAGAGGCGGCGGAGAAAGUUCUUGGAGAGGAAGCAGAGGAGGUAGCUUCUCUAGUUCUCGAGGCUCGCGCUAUACUUCAUAUCCAUCUCCAACUUAUGAUUCUCGAUCUAGAUCAUCUUAUGGAGGAAGUGCUGCAGAAAGAUACUCCCGAGGACGUGAUGAACCUUAUCAUCGAUAUUCUCAGGAUGUCAAUGAUUACUCGAGAGAUUAUGGCUUGUCACCAGAACCUCCAAGAAAACGUGCUCGUGGCGAUACUUCUCCUUCUUACAUGGCUACUAGAAGAUCCCAUGAGAGGAGUUUCACCAGUGAUUAUUCCUCCGGAAGGAGCUACUUCGAUAAAGGUGGAGCCUCCACAACAGCUGGGGGGUAUUUAGGGGAUAAAGGAUACACAAGAGAAGUAAGAGAAAGAGGUAGCGAUUUUGCAUUCAGGAAGCCUGCAGCUUAUUCAUCUCCUAGAGGAGGUGGUGGAUAUCGAGGUAGAUCAGGACGUGGGGUCAGAUCUCGAGGCUUCAGAUCAACCUCAUCUUUCCUCAGAAAGAGAGACUCGUUUGCAAUCAGAAAACGUGCAGGCCUCAGCAGUAGAUCUGACUACAUUCGUCGCCUAAAGCAGUUAAGAUUGAGGAGAAGAUUACGUGCUGCCAGAAGAGCUGAAAAAGAUAGUGAUGAAGAUGCUGAACAAGCCGAAAAAGAUGACGAGGAUGAUGAAGAAGUUGAAGAAGUAGGGGAAGGUUCUAUUGAAGAAGAAGAAGUUGAAGAAGAGGAGGAAGAAGAUGAAAGUAAUGAGAAAGAACAAAAUGGUGAAGAUGAAAAUAAAGGUGAUGUUGAGGGAACAAGUGAAGUGAAAGAAGGUGAAAGUGAAGAAAAAAAAGAAGGCGAUGAAGCUGCAGAAGAAGAAUCAACCAAAAAAGAGCAACCCAAAAAAGUGAAAAAGAAAGUUGUGAAGAAAAUAAAAAAAGUAAAACUCUCUGCAGAGAAAGAUGAUUCUAAAAAAGAGGAAGGAGAAAAGGAAACUGAAAAAGAAAAGGAAGAGAAUGAAGAAGAGCCUGAUAAACCUAUGCUUACUGAUUUUCUUGGUCAACCAUUCAUUAAACUUAAGUGCCCGCAUUGUCAUCAUCUGUGCGUCACUUUUAAGGAAUAUUCUAAACAUUUGGAUACCCGUAAACAUCAAAAAGCUAUGGCAGAGUUGUUUACAAAAUUGAGAAAAACUCUUGUUAAUAUGAGAAUGGAACAACGAAAAAAACAGAGACAAAUAGAUGAUGAAAUGAAGGCUAAAAAUAUGCACCUUAAAACAUUCUUUUGUGCUAUAUGCAAACUGAAUUAUCGCUCUUUAAAGUCUCAACAUCUCAGUUCUUCAGCUCACAGGAAAAUGAGUGAAUUUCUACUACCAUUUUGCAAAGUUUGCCGAAUUUGGUUCAAAUCUGCUUGGUCAUAUGAGUCUCAUCUGUGUGAACUAACUCAUAUAAAGAGGAAGGCAAGGAUGGAAAAAUUGUCUCGCCCUCCAGUGAGCAAAGAUGAUGGUGAUAUGCUUGAUCCUAGCAGUUUCAUGAUACUUGAUUCUGUUGGAUCUGGAGAUGAUUCUGAUGUUGAAAAAUCAGAUGAUGAAUCAGGUGAAAAGAAAGAAGGAAAAGAUGAAAAUGAUAAGGAUGAAAAGUCAGAGAAGGAUAGUUCAGGGGAAUCUAAAAAGAAAAAGAGAUCUGAAAUUAAACUAGGUGCUGAGUUCUGUAAGAUGGUUGAAGUUUAUUAUUGUGACCUUUGCAAAAUCUAUUUACCCAGAUUGGAUGACAAAGAGAAAGCACUGACAGUCCACUGUCGCUCAAGAACACACCUUCAACGCUAUGUACGAUUGAACAAUACUAGAAAAGAUGAUGCUACAUUAAGGCGAAAAGCUGUGAGAUUGCAUAGAGAAAGACAAAAGUUGAAGGAGAAAAAAGAAAAAGAAGAAACCCCAGUUAAGGAAGAAGAAGAGGUUGUAAAGCCAACUGAUGAAGAACAGAUGGAAGUUUCUGAGAAACCUGCGGAGGAACAAACUGAAGAGACAAAUGGAGAAGAAGUUAAAGAAGCUGUAGAAUCUCCAGCUAAAAAGAUCAGUGAAGAAGAUGAGGAAAAAAUGUGGUCCGAAGUAGACAAAGAUCUGUCAGAUCUACUUCAUGAUGGAGAUGAGCCUCAUGAUGAUGAAGAAGACUCCAGAAAAGAACGUUAUGACAGAUUUAAGCAGAGUGAUAAGCCUGACAAAAAUUUGCCCGCUGAUACAGAUAUUAAACCUAAUGGAGAUGUACCUCCUGUUGAGAAGAAGAAAGUUUCUACUGACAGCGAGGAAAAAUAACUUCUUAUAUGAAUCAUAUUAUCAUAUGAAGAUAAUUAAUUAUUUAUGUUUUUUUUUAUAUUAUUAAUGAAAAAAUUUAAAAUAUUCUCAUUUUCUCUGAAAAGUGAUUUCCAAUUCAGGUAGACGAGACUUAACCAGGUUAUUUUUUUUUUUUUUUUUUUUUUACAGCAAGCUCUAGUGCCAGACUGAUUUACAUAAUUAAAGUUUCAUUUUAUCAAAUGAUAGAUGUAUAGCCAUUUCCACUUAUUUUAUUUUCUGAUAAUUAUGUUGUAUGUUGAGGAAGAACUUUUAGUUUUAAAUAUUAUUUGUGAUUAGUCAUUAUUUAUGGAUCAUUCAAUUUUUGCAUUGAUCCAUGCAAAUCAUUCAUUGAAUAUUUUUUAAAUUAAUAUUAGUUAUAAUGUUUAAAACUUGUGUGAAAAAUGUUCAGUGUGUUUGUUUUUUAUUUAAUUAAUUAGUAUACUGAAAGACAAAUGCUAAUGAAUGAUAGUUCACAUAACUUUUUUAAAAAAAUUAUUCGUAGGUAAUAGGAGUUUAUAUACUGUUUAGGAGUACUUUGAUGUCAUGUUAUCAAUAAUUGUUUCUAUGUCUUCUUAUUGUAACUGUUGUAUAUCUAAUAAAUAUUUAGACAAAAUUAUACCUUCAAAUUUAAAAAAAAAUACAUUGACUAGCUUAACUGUUCAUUUUUUCUUUCUUCCAUCUUUAAAACUUACAUUAAAAGUUAUUUUUUCUCUUUUAUUUUUCAAAAAUUUUAGCCAUUUAUUUUUAAAAAUCAUGAUUAAUUCUUUAUUCUUGAUUAUUUUCACUAUUUUUUUUUUUACAUAAAAUUAUAUUGUAUGCACCUUGCUAAAGUAACAAAUUUGAGCCUGUUUAAAGUUGCACAUUCGUUACUUUAACAUGGUACCAAUGAUAUGAGGGAUUGUGUAACUACUAUUCUUUUCAUUCCUGUUUUUCUGAUUGUUAUGUCCAUGUCCAGACACAACUCUGGAGCUCUUUAUUGCAAAGCAAUCACUGGUAUUGCAUUGUAAUGCUUAAAGAUAAGUAUAGAUGACUUAUUUCUGACAGUACUGUCUUUUUCAAUAUUUUUAAUUGUUCAAAUGUCAAGUGUUUUAAGUUUCUUAAGACUUUUAUCUUCAUCAAAGACGGCCUUAAUUGUGUUGGAAAUGCCAUGGGUCAUCAGUAGUAAUGAUUAAUAGCAUUCAACAGUCAUUUGGUUUCUUCUAUAAUUCAGUGAACACCAUGCCUUUUGAGAUUAUUAUCAAUGCAACUCAGAGAUUUAAAUUACAGUUUGUGAACAUUAAUAUUGUUCUUGUUAAUAAUCUGUCAUUCACUGGUAUAUUUAUAGCAUAAUAGUCCUGUGGUACAGAACCAAUUUUAUCUAAUUAUUAACAUACACCUGAAACUUCAUCUCAUCGUAACCUACAAAUACAAAUUCUCGGAAUUGGGACGUUUUAAUCUGGAGACCGACAAACCUUGUCUAUUUAAUUAGGAACUAAGAACUCAUAAAUAAUCAUUUACUUUCAUGAUAAUAUGAUCACAAAAUCGAAAAAAAUGUGGUCUUCAAAAAUAUUGAUCCGUUUGGUGUGACCUUCUCCCAGAAAAAAUUUAAAUAGCCAAAGGCCCUAAUAUUUUUGUAGAUGACAUUUUUUUUUUGAUUUUGAGAUCAUAUUAUUUUACGAUUCAGGUGGAAAGCAAGUAGGUAUUCAAGAAUUUUUACUACCUAAUUAAAUAGACAAACUUUACCGAUAUCCAGAUUAAAAACUCCCACAUCCUGAGAAUUUUCGUAAAUAAAAUAUUUGUAGGUUAAGAUGAGAAAGCUUUUUACAAAGUUUCAGGUGGAUGUUAAUAAUAUUAUUAAAAAGGGUUCUUUAUCACAGAGACUAUAAGAGGGGUCGUGAUGGCUGAGCCUAUUUAAGCGUAAACUUUUCUAAAUCUAGUGAUACCAUUUCGAAUCCAGUCUGUGCGGUUUAUACUUCAUUUUGUGGCAGUUCAAUGGAAUGAAUCUCAACCUUCCCACUCUGGUUGCAAUAGGUUUGGUUAUAACUUUUGAACAACCACCACGUCGGUCAAGACUGAUCAUGAGGAUUUGGGUUUCUGAUGUUGAAAAAUACGCAUACGAUGGUAUAAUAUGCCCUUAUCAAAUCAAGGUACGAUAAAUCAAUAUUGGACCACGUAAUCUUAAUAUCAUUAGUAUUUUCAAAAAAUAUGCCUUCAAUUACAUGAAAAUAGACUCAUAUCGAAUAAAUCAGAAAAGUACUCUAAAUCGAUAGUAUUUAAAAACAAUAUGAUAUAGUAGAUGCUCAUUUAGAUAAUAUUCCAAAAUGUACAAUAAAUAUAUAGCCCACAGCUUAAUACUAAAAUGGACUUUUUUUUUCUGAAAAUAUGCAUUAGAUGACUUAAAAAUACUCUCAUAUCAAUAUCUAAAUAAGAAAUAAAUAAGUGAUUGCAGAAUCCUAAAAUCAAUGGUGUUUAACAAACAUAAUGAAAAACAUGGCUUUGUUAAUGGAAAAGUUGAACCUAAUAUCGAAUAAAUCAGAAAAGGUACAAUAAAUCGACAUCGGACAGUAAAAUUCUAUAAUCAAUACUUUCACAGUAACAUAAAAUAUGAGUGGAUAUCCAAUCGCAUAAUCAUAAAAUCAUUAGUACUUUCAAGAACUACGCAUUUAAUAACAUAAAAAUAUACUAUCAUAUUGAAUAAAUCUAUAUUCGAUGACGUAAUCCUAAAAUUGAGAAUAAUUUUAAAACUACACUUUCAAUAACAUAAUAAUAAACCCUUAUAUUGAAUAUAUCCAAAAAACGUUUAAUUAAUCGAUAUCUGACAAUGUAGUUUUAAAUAAAAUUGAUAGUAUUUUCAAGAACUCCGCAUGCGAAAACAUUAAAAUACACCCUCAUAUCGAAUAAAUCCGAAAAUGUACAAUAAAUUGAUAUCUGACUCAUAUCAGAAAAUUAAAAAAUCUGGUGUGUCCUCUCACACGACUUUCCUACCAAAUAUUUCAGAAAAGUUUUUAUAUCUUUACAUAUGUCCAUCAAGAAACGAAUAAAUUGAGUACCAUUUAUUUGAUAAACUAAAGCAAUGUAAACUGGCUUAAGGUAGAUCAGAGGGCUCUGAAAUGUAUAGAUCCGUCGAAAACCGCAGAUUGGAAAUUUGGCCGAUCGCAAUACUUUCCUUACCUAGUAUAGGUAGGAAAGUAAAAAAAAGGUUGAAUUUGACUUGGAAAAAUUUGAAAUUGACAACUCCAUUUCUGAUUAUUAAUUUUAGUGAUAUCUCUAGUAGAAAAAUGAAUUCCUUUAUAAACAGUUCUGUAUUUCAACACUGCAAUCACCUACUCUGGAAUCAACUUACUCAUUGUCUGUACAGAUAUUAUAAAUUUUCCAAGUAGAAAUAUCACUAAAAUGACUUUACUCAAAAAGGUUGAAAUUGGAGUUAGUCAUUCAGUCAACUGAAAGGCUCAUAUACAAAACAUAUGUUAUGAAGGAAUAGUUUAUAAUGGAUCUGUUUCCUAGCCUGCGCCCAGUAUACCAUAAAUUUAUUGCCCACAAUUGUCUUAAUAUAUCUUUUGGCAAAGCCAAGGCUUAUCCCACAAACAGGCUCUGCUGCAAUGUGGCACCUGUGCAGAGCCUUUCCUAGCAAAGUAAUCGGCUUUCUCAUUUCCUGGAAUCCCUGAAUGCCCAGGUACCCAUUCUACUCUCGCCUUGUUAGUACUGCAAAUAAGAGUAAGAUUGCCUUUGCAUUUAUCCACCAACUUUGAGCAACUUGUAUAACUAUUCAGGGGCCCCAAUUGCCGCUCGACUAUCGGUAUAUAUUGUUAUCAACCUAUUCACAAUGCCCUCCUUAAUAAGUGAUUGGGCUAAAAUCUUGACUUGAAAGACUGACGUAUAUCUACCUAGAGAUAUGAAUAUACCCUCGUUAGGGCUUAUCCUUUCUCCAGAUACCAGCCCCUGAUCCCUGCUCCACAAGGCCAUGCUGGGUUUCAGCUUGUUUCACCUUUUCAAAAUAAUUAUAAAUGAGAUGACAUUAGCAAAACAAUAAAAUUAAAAAAAAAAAUCAACUACUGUAAAUUAAAUUAAUUUUAUUUUUUAUCAUUAAAUGUAUACAUACCACAUACAAAAAUAUAUAUAGAGAUACAUUUAUGCAUGUAAAGUAUGCUAGCUUAUUCCAGUAAAAAAAAAAUUAAAUAUAUUAAGAUUUUGGAGUUUUUUCUUUUUUUAAAGCAUUAGCCUCAGCUUCUGAUUUUUCAUAUGCAUUGAUAAGUUCUUGAACCUCUUCAGUAGGUAGGAUACAAGUAACACAUUUUCCAUUCUUUUGAGAUAAUGUCGCAACUUCAA